Molecule: messenger RNA, 3689 nt
Organism: Pyrus x bretschneideri (Chinese white pear)
Lineage: Eukaryota; Viridiplantae; Streptophyta; Magnoliopsida; Rosales; Rosaceae
Product: kinesin-like protein KIN-14L
Exons: 19
Coding region: 88-3429 (1113 amino acids)
Biological process (GO): microtubule-based movement
Molecular function (GO): microtubule motor activity; microtubule binding; ATP binding
Source: RefSeq, a predicted model, not a curated record
CUGUAGAGUGCAGACCCUUCUGCUAUUCUCUCUCUCUAGAUUCUGGGUUUUACAGAAAAACCCAGAAAAUAUAUCGGGAAAGAAGGAAUGGAGGACAGUGCAAGAACUGGACUGCAUGAUUUUGCAAGGGCUUCAAGAAAGGCAGAAGAAGCAGCUUGGAGGCGAUUCCAAGCUGUUGAAUGGCUUGAAUGCCUGGUGGGUCCACUCGGCAUACCGAAACAGCCAUCGGAGAGAGACUUCAUUUCUUGCUUGAGAAAUGGUCUGAUCCUAUGCAAUGCCAUCAACAAGAUUCAACCAGGAGCAGUGCCCAAGGUUGUGGAGAGCCAAAUGCCUUUGCAAUCAUUAAGUCGGGAAUCUCAAGCAUUGCCUGCAUAUCAAUACUUUGAGAAUGUCCGUAACUUUCUGGUCGCUGUGGAAGAGUUGAAGCUGCCUGCUUUUGAAGCUUCUGGCCUCGAAAGGGAUGCAUUGGAGGUAGGGUCAGCAAUCAAGGUUGUUGAUUGUGUUUUAGCCCUUAAAUCGUAUUAUGAGUGGAAGCAGACAGGCAAUGGGAAUGGAUUUAAUAAAUAUGUGAAAUCUCCACUAGUUAUGGUUUCUGCCAAUAGACCGCAUUCAAGGGCCUCAACUGUAGUCCCAUCAGAAUCUUGCAGGCACUUGGAUAUGUCUGCCGUAUGUGAAAGACAACCUCCUGUUGAAGUUGAUGACCGGAAAUUUGAAGUGGAUUCCAUAGAAUCUGUUGUCAAGUUACUCGCUGACUCUAUGGUUGACGUAAAGGAAAACAUUGAUGACAACCUUCUUUCUUCAUACCAUGGUAGAGACGCGAAUGCAGUCAGCUGUUUUCGAAGGAUCAUGACAAGUUAUUUGGAGCAAAAUCUACAGAAGAAGUUUCCUGAGUUGAACUCUAAGUUAAAAGACCCCUUGAAAGAAAGAAGCAGCUCACCUGGCCAUUCAACAGCUAUGCCUCUAGAGGAGUCAUCUGCUGUUGAAAAUUUUGGAUGCUGCAAAGCUUGUAUGAGAAAGGGUAACUGCAAUCACAGACUUGUAUUCCAAACGCAAGAGAAGGAACUUGUGGACCUCAAGGCCUUGUGGUUAAGUGCAAAACAUGACUUUGAAGACUUACAGACACAACUGAAUAGAGAUUUGAAACACUUGGGUGCUCAGGUACAGGAGCUGUCUACUGCCGCGCUUGGGUAUCACAAGGUGGUGAAGGAGAAUCAAAAGCUAUACAACAUGGUCCAGGAUUUGAAAGGUAAUAUUCGAGUUUACUGCCGUAUCAGGCCUUCUUUCAAUUCUGAAUCCAGAAAUGUUAUAAAUUUCAUUGGAGAGGAUGGUUCACUUGUGAUCUUGGACCCUGCAAAGCCCCAAAAGGAUGGAAGGAAAGCUUUCCAGUUCAACCGAGUGUUUGGUCCAACUGCUAGCCAAGAUGAAGUUUUUAAGGACACUCAACCAUUGAUCAGGUCUGUGAUGGAUGGUUACAAUGUAUGCAUUUUUGCUUAUGGUCAAACCGGAUCCGGUAAAACACAUACUAUGGGUGGUCCAUCAGGUGGAUCAGCUGCGGAUAUGGGGAUUAAUUAUCUAGCUCUCAGCGAUUUGUUCCAGAUGUCAAACAAAAGGAAGGAUAUCAUAGAUUAUGACAUUCAUGUUCAAAUGGUCGAAAUUUACAAUGAACAAGUACGAGACCUUCUUGCAGAAGAUUCAUCCACUGCCAAAUUAGAGAUACGGAGCUGCACUGGUGAUAAUGGCUUGAGUAUUCCAGAUGCUACAAUGCAUUCAGUGAAGUCUUCUACUGAUGUCCUAAACCUCAUGAAAGUUGGUGAGAUGAAUCGUAUGGUCAGUUCGACUGCAAUCAAUAACCGCAGCAGCCGUUCCCAUAGUGUCCUUACAGUCCAUGUGAAUGGCAAAGAUACUUCUGGAGGUACUCUACGCAGUUGCCUUCAUUUAGUUGACCUUGCGGGAAGUGAAAGAGUGGACAAAUCUGAAGUUACAGGAGAUAGGCUGAAAGAGGCACAGUAUAUCAACAAGUCUCUUUCUUGUUUAGGAGAUGUUAUCGCAGCCUUGGCUCAGAAGAAUUCUCACAUCCCUUACAGAAACAGCAAACUCACACUUCUGUUGCAAGACUCCUUAGGUGGACAUGCUAAAACUUUAAUGCUUGCUCAUGUGAGUCCAGAAGAGGAUUCCUUCAGUGAAACUAUCAGUACCUUGAAGUUUGCUCAGAGAGUUUCCACUGUGGAACUCGGUGCUGCUCGUUCAAACAAGGAGAGUGGUGAGGUUAUGCAACUCAAAGAACAGAUUGAGAGACUUAAAAAGGCAUUAGCAAACAAAGAAGGUCAGUGUGUAUCAAGAACAACAACUGAGAGAACUCCUCAACGUCUUAGAAGAUUAAGCAUUGAAAGUUGCAGCACUGUGAAGACCGAGAAGGCAAAAACCCCUUAUCUUCCAACUCGUUCAAGGAGGUUGAGCUUGGAAGGUCCAAGAUUGAUUAAGAAGGAUAAUCUAAAUAUAUCGCAUGACAUGGGGAAAUUCCUUCCAGCUGAGGCAGUGCCAAUGCAGGAAUGUGGUCAACUUCAAAAUGCAGCAGCAGUCACUACCCCGUUGGGCCAUUUCAGUAAUGCGGAUUCCACAUUAGAAGUGUUUUGUUCCAAGGCUCCUCAAAGUCCAACGAGCGUUACCUCCGAGAAGCAAGUGUUAGAAACUGAUAUUAGAACACAAGUUCAUUCUCUUCAGCCACCAAAAACACCCGAACCUCGUCCCAGGACUCCUCUAACUCCAGCAAGUACUACAUAUCAGAAGCGAGUGUUGAAACCAGGUAGUAGAAACCAAGUUCCUUCUCCUCAGAAACCAACAACAUCUGAGCCUCAGACCAAGGCUCCUCGCAGCCCGAAGAUGGCUCCUCGUAGCCCAAAGAUGGCUAGCAAUCAGAAGAGAGGGUUAAUAACAGAUAAUAAGACACAAGUUCGUCCCCUUCAGCUAUCAACAACGACGCCCGAACCACAAAAGCAUUCCAGAAAUGAGGUACAGAUUGUCAUGCAAAGUAAGGUGACUCUUUCUACAGAUUACCUGACACCUAAUUUGACAAGUUCCACAAGUCGAAAAGGAUCUCAGAUAAGGAAAUCCCUGCGGACUAUUGGAAAACUGAUCAAUGGCUCUGAGAAGAGGAACCAGCAAAGUUUGGUGGAAGCACAGUCAAGUGUUAAAUGUGCAAGCAAUAUCAAUGAUGGAAAAUCACCGGUUACAAAUAAUGCAAGAACUUUGAGGCGGCAAUCACUGACCGGCAUUCCACCAUCAGGGUAUGACAGACGAUCAUCUCUGGGAGAGAAGCCAACCGAAACUAGUGCAAAAGACAACAGAAGUGCCAAAACACCUCCGCCAGACAACAGAAGUUCCAAAACACCUCCGCCAGUCCGUUCAUCAACAAAAAGUAACAAGCGGUGACAACAGAUAAUUUGAUUCAGACACAGUCCAGCAAUUGCCGGAAAAAGGCUUGGUAACGCUUUGGCUCAAAGCAUACUGACUUGUAUGGCAAUCAGAGAAUGCUUCAUAUAUUGUCUGCUAACAUGAUCUACUUGACUUGAGAUCCCAAUUUUGUGUCCUAUGUGUUUCAUAUAUUGUCAAGUGAUGAUCCUCCUUGUAAUUGUAGUACCUAGUUUGGAUCCACAUUGUGAAGUUCUGGUAUUAAAAGUGAUUCGGUUCCA